Messenger RNA from Wyeomyia smithii (pitcher-plant mosquito), 3623 nucleotides. It is a transcript of the gene oxt, whose product is annotated as xylosyltransferase oxt. Gene Ontology annotation, cellular component: membrane. The coding region runs from base 318 to 2981 and encodes 887 amino acids. Gene Ontology annotation, molecular function: protein xylosyltransferase activity. Lineage: Eukaryota; Metazoa; Arthropoda; Insecta; Diptera; Culicidae. The transcript is spliced from 4 exons. The record is from RefSeq and is a predicted model, not a curated record. Gene Ontology annotation, biological process: chondroitin sulfate proteoglycan biosynthetic process; heparan sulfate proteoglycan biosynthetic process.
CCCAUCACUAUUCGUGAUUCUUUCUUGCUGCUUUCUGUCGUCUGCGAGCCGAUUUUCAGAUUCCCUGUCGCUUAAUGUGCGCAAUUUUAUAGUGUUGUUUUCUGUUUGAUGUGUGUGCGAAGAAGCAGCUCUUGCUUUUCUUUCAGCAAGCGAGACCGGAAGUGAGUAAUAAGAGAUAUUGAUUGAAUUACGCGCGACAUUUCGCACGGGUGCAGAGUUCGCAAAGAGAACGGUGUCAGCACAAAACAGCACAUCCGCUCAGUCCGUGGCUCGAUGACCUGAUAACAGCGGAUCGAUGCUGCUGUUGGUGGCUAGAAAUGCUGCAAACGCUGGCCCUGCGAUGGUUCCGUCGAUACAAGGUAUUCUUCGCAAUCGGACUGCUAAUUGUGGGGGCGCAGGUAUUUCUCGCAUAUAAGCUGCUGAAGAUUCCCGUGUCCGGCAGUGGCAGUGACGAGGAACGGGAUCUUAGCAAGAGGUUGUACGAGAAGUAUGUCAAGAAGACAGUCGGUUCAAAUCUGUCCGCGGACGAUGAGGACCCGACUGGGCAGCAGCAUCCAUUAUCCGUGGGCGGGAAUAGUAUGAUAAAGGCAGCUACUGGGGGCGGACGGAAGGAGGUCGGAAGGACGGCUCUGAGCUUACACGAUUUAAAUUUUGUACCCCUCUGUGAUAUAUACAGCAAAGAGACCGUUUCCGCCAUUCAUCGCGCGAGAAGUCAAACCUGUAAGAAGCAGAUUGCGGAUAUUGCUUGUGCGAUACAGGAGGGCACGUUCUACCCGAAACGGUUGCCGAAUUACUGUCCGAACGGUGGCCAUGUUCCUAGCAGGUCUCUUGGAUGUUUUCAGGAUGAGAAAAAUUUCAGGAUUUUAUCCGGUUACUACACCAAUUUUAAGACGAGCAAUUCACCAAGACGCUGCAUUCAGCUGUGCUUGCAGUCUGGGUUUUUGUUUGCCGGUGUACAAUAUUCGAGUGAAUGCUUCUGUGGAGAUGAUCCACCGAAGGCUUCAGCGAAACUACCCGAUUCCAGUUGCAAUAUGAAGUGUUCUGGCGAUCCGAGACAGGCUUGCGGUGGUUACUUCACUGUUAACAUCUAUGAAACCGGAAUCGCUAAAUUCAGUCCUCAGACGACGGAAGUUACCCCAAGAUCUGGGGUACAAUCAGCCAGAAUUGUAUUUCUGCUUACCUUAAAUGGGAGAGCUUUGCGGCAAGUACACCGGCUGCUCAGGACCUUGUACAGUCCCAAUCAUUACUACUUUAUCCAUGUUGAUUUGCGACAGGAAUAUCUCUAUCGUGAACUACUCAAAUUAGAGGAUAAUUUCCCAAAUAUCCGCUUAUCUCGCACCCGUUGGUCUACAAUCUGGGGUGGGGCUUCUUUGCUGCAGAUGCUACUUUCGUCGAUGGAACAUUUGUUAAAAGAACGUCACGAAUGGAAGUGGGACUUCGUUAUGAACCUAAGCGAGAGUGAUUUUCCUGUUAAAACCCUAGAUAAAUUGGUACGCUUUCUGAGUUCAAAUCAAGGAAAGAACUUCGUACGAAGCCACGGACGGGAAGUGCAACGGUUUAUCCAAAAGCAAGGCUUGGAUCGGACGUUUGUAGAGUGCGAUAACCACAUGUGGCGAAUUGGUGAUCGGGCUUUACCAGCGGGGGUGCAGAUCGACGGUGGCAGCGAUUGGAUUUGUUUGUCGCGAGAUUUCGCCCGUUACGUGACGGAAGGUCGAACGGGAAACGAACUGAUCGAGGGACUGUUAGUGAUUUUCAGACAAACUAUACUGCCAGCGGAGUCGUUUUUCCAUACGGUUCUGCGCAACUCUGAGUUUUGCAAUAGAUAUGUGGACAAUAAUUUACACGUAACCAACUGGAAGCGGAAGCUUGGUUGUAAAUGUCAGUACAAACAGAUCGUAGAUUGGUGUGGAUGCAGUCCGAAUGAUUUCAAACCCGAAGAUUGGGGCAAACUGCAGGGAACGGAGGCAAAGCAGUUUUACUUUGCGAGGAAAUUCGAGCCGAUCAUUAACCAGGAAGUUAUUCUGCAGCUUGAAGAGUGGGUUCACGGGCCUUUCCCGGCGGACUAUCCUAAUCUUCACUCGUACUGGCAGAACUUCUAUCAUUACGAGGACCAAGGUGGGCCAUCUGACGAAACAACGCUGCAUGUCGCCUAUAGCAUUUUAAGGCUUAAUGCCAAAGCAAGAUCCAACCAGUUUCAGGAACCCUUUCGGAUACGAGAGUUGAAUCAUUUUCUGGAUCAUGAUAAUUACCGAGGCUUUCUGAUCCUAUACGAAGCCAUUGUUGCCGGUGAACGUGUUUUACUGGAAACAAGAGUUCAACCAAACAUUUCCGCACAGGUAUCGAAAUCGGUUUCACUUGGACGGCGACUAACCCAGCUGGAAGUAAGCACCGAUUUCGACCAGAAAGAGCAGGUUUCUCGAAAUUUCCAAAGAAUAAUUGGAACCCGAAGUGAGCUGGUGCUGAUCUUUCGACUUGCAGGUUCUCGAACGGAGAAAAAUACUACCACUUACACGCUUGCCGUGCUGUGGAUUGAUCCUUCGGGGGAUCUAGCAGAUAACGUCGAGCUAACCAUCGAGGAUAAUCCUUCCGGACCACCGGAAAAUCUCGUCCAUUUCAGUAAAGCUGCCAGUCUUCGGCAUCCGUUGAAAGUCGGUAUUUGGACAGCUAAAUUGGUUUACAAAAAGACACUUCUCGGAGUGACUCGAUUUCUGGUCAGUGGCAGCGCGUUUUCCGCCGCUGCCAAUCAGACUACCAAAGAGCAGGAACAAGCGCAGCUAGACAGUUUAGUGCAGCAGUUUUUUACCAUUAAGCAAAGCUGCUGGGUGGGGAAGGAAAAUGCUGUUCCACUGGAAGCACACCUCGAACAGCCCCAGGAUUUGCUGCGCUGCAGUGAAUCCAGUUGGAGCAGCCUGGCUCCUGAUCCAAAGAGUGACAUCUAUGCCGCAAACGAGAGGAUCCCCGAAGGGAUGGGAUUCUCGUGAUCCGGUUGGAAAGCAUUCAGGUUUUGCCAGAGAUAAGUUUAUUUGUUUAUGUCGGUUGAGUUUUCAAAUUUUAUCAAAAACUAACUUUUAGUUGUGUGUGUAGUUUUUAGGUAAUCUCGUGUUUGAAUGUUUUUAUUGCAUUUAUCAGGCAGUAAGAGAAACGGCAGAUAACUGCUCGAGUGCCAUUUGUGAAUCGUACGUUAUUCUAAUUAUCAUUUUCCUGUAGUCGGCAAGAGGCUGAACAAGUAAGCUAUUAAACGUUUUGUUUUCAGAAUAAGUGUCAUAAAAGGCAAAGCCUUGCAGUCUUUUUCCCAGUAAACUUUACUAUAAUUGUUCAUGAACAACCUCUUGUAAAAUACCAAACAAAAAAACGUUUAAAAUCCUGUUAUUCUUCCGAUCAAAUUUCUCUAUCAUAAUUGUAAGCAGAGUUUAGAGGAGAAAACUCCGUAAUUCACGUUCAAAACUAAAAGAAUAAUUUCUGUACAACUGUGCGAUAGUAUUAACAAGCAUUUUAAAUUCUCUUUCGCCUUAGAACGUAACCCUUUAAGACCUAACAUUUUCUUUCAGAUGAUUUUGUUCAACUCUUAGGUUGUAAUAUCCAAACCAUUCAAAGAAAAUAAAGAACGUAAAGUAUUUUGAAUA